Molecule: messenger RNA, 1988 nt
Organism: Ziziphus jujuba (common jujube)
Lineage: Eukaryota; Viridiplantae; Streptophyta; Magnoliopsida; Rosales; Rhamnaceae
Product: protein POLLENLESS 3-LIKE 2
Exons: 4
Coding region: 192-1703 (503 amino acids)
Molecular function (GO): protein binding
Source: RefSeq, a predicted model, not a curated record
CAAGCCGCUCUUCAUUCCUCUUCUGUCCCCUUUCAUCACUCUCUCUCAUCUCUUUCCACUCUUUCUUCUUCAUCGUCUUGGGUUCUAAUUCUCUCUCGGGGACUUCGUUUCCAUAUAUAUAUAUAUAUAUAUAUAUUUAUCUUCUUCAUCCAAAAGCUUCGCUCGCUGCAAAUACACAAAAUCCCCAAAGGAUGUUGCAAGAUAUGUGGAACGCCCCGCCUGGUUUUAGACCCACCAAAUCGGCUCCUACUUCACCAGCCAAGCCUCUCGGAGUUUCAAGAACUCGCUCCGAGUCCUUCCAUGUCACCCACAAAGUCCCAGUAGGCGAUACUCCUUAUGUCAGAGCCAAGAAUGUCCAGUUGGUGGAUAAGGAUCCAGAGAAGGCGGUUCCUUUGUUCUGGGCUGCCAUUAAUGCUGGGGAUAGAGUGGAUAGUGCUCUCAAGGACAUGGCCAUCGUGAUGAAGCAACAGAAUCGGGCUGAAGAAGCCAUUGAAGCCAUUAAAUCGCUAAGACAUCGGUGUUCAGAUCAAGCCCAAGAAUCACUUGAUAACAUUCUUUUGGAUCUUUACAAGAGAUGUGGUAGAUUAGAUGACCAGAUAGCACUUUUGAGGCACAAAUUGUACUUAAUUCAACAAGGCCUGGCUUUCAAUGGAAAGCGAACCAAGACUGCCAGAUCCCAGGGAAAGAAAUUCCAGGUCUCUGUGGAGCAAGAAGCGACUAGAUUACUGGGAAACUUGGGGUGGGCAUUGAUGCAGCAGAACAACUACAUCGAAGCCGAAGAUGCGUAUCGGCGGGCACUAACCAUCGCACCAGACAAUAACAAGAUGUGCAAUCUUGGUAUCUGUUUGAUGAAACAAGGAAGAAUCACCGAGGCCAAAGAGAAUCUGCGCCGUGUUAAACCCGCAGUUGCUGACGGACCAAGAGGCACAGAUUCUCAUCUCAAAGCCUACGAAAGAGCACAGCAGAUGCUCAAGGACCUUGAAUCCGAAUUGCUGAAUAAGGGAGGGGACAGAGUGGAACAAAGCAGGCUUUUCGAUGCCUUCCUAGGCUCUUCAUCCAUUUGGCAACCUCAGCCCUGCAAGGACCAUGCCAGUUUCCCUCCAACAGAAUCAACAAAAACCACCCAACAACAAGAUGAUUUUGCAGACGAGAAUAUCAAUUCCAAUUUAUUAGUGGCAAACCAGAUGGUUGUUGUUCCUCAGCAGAAGAGUGUUGUGAAGCAAGUUCCUCCACUUGCGGCAAACUCACUGAACAUUGCUGCUCAGCCAUUUUACUCAACAAAAUACAUGAAAGAUCCAGUGGCACAAGCCCCACCAGGGAAUCAAUUCCCGGAGACCCUUAAGAGAACAAGGUCCGGAAAUGAAGCGAGUUCGAUGAGACUAAUCGAUGUGGGAGAGAAGACGGCGACGGCGACGGCGACGGCGAUGGUGAUGGCAAAGCCUGUUGUGGGAUCAGGAAAUCCAGAGAAUAGUAAGGCCAGAAGGCUUUCUUUUGUGAGUGAAGAAACAGGGGACAACAACAAGAAGCUCACAGAUUUGUUGCCUGAUAACAAGGACUUUGAAGAUGCAAUAAUUGCUGCUGUUCUUGGUUCAUCAGCAAAUGAAAUCAAGAACAACAACACCUCAGGAAUCAUUCAGGGGAAGAUUGAAAAGAGGCUCAAGGUUUUCCAAGAUAUUACUCUCUCACUCAGUCCAAGGGCCUGACUCUAAUUAUUCUUUUAUUGCUUUUUUAUUUUUUUUAACUAAUUUAAUUUCAACAAGUUCUGUAGCUUUUGUUAGGGUGGGGAGAUAAACUUGUUCUCCUCUGAGUCUGCUUCUCUAAAGAGCAUUAAGUGUAUUCAAUUAAUUGUAGAAGUUCCUACGUGUAGAGAUGUAGUAGCAGAACCGGCUUAAUUUAAUUUUCUUUAUGACCUAUUAGGCCAGAAAGAGAAAAAGAAAAAAAAAAAAUUAGGCCCCUGAAUAAAAUAAAAUUAAUUAAUGUAUUUUAUA